Callorhinchus milii (elephant shark) is the source of this 3050-nucleotide messenger RNA. RefSeq names its product sema domain, transmembrane domain (TM), and cytoplasmic domain, (semaphorin) 6Bb (gene sema6bb). Lineage: Eukaryota; Metazoa; Chordata; Chondrichthyes; Chimaeriformes; Callorhinchidae. The transcript is spliced from 18 exons. Bases 324 to 3050 code for a protein of 908 amino acids. Gene Ontology annotation, molecular function: semaphorin receptor binding; chemorepellent activity. Gene Ontology annotation, biological process: semaphorin-plexin signaling pathway; negative chemotaxis; negative regulation of axon extension involved in axon guidance. The record is from RefSeq and is a predicted model, not a curated record.
GGACAGGUGUGUGAGGGGAAGGGGACGGAGUGGGGAGUGUGGAGUCCGCAGAUGGUGAACGCGCGCAUUCCUGCGCUUUCUGCCGCUCUCUCUCUCUCUCUCUCUCUGUGUCCAUCGGCACAGAGUAGACACCGGAUCUGUCCUUCCUCCACAGUCACUACACUCCACACCCACAGCCACAGUCCGGGGGACGCUUAAAAGGUUAAAGGUCGAUGCUGUUCGACUCUCUCUUUCUCGAGACAUCUCCAAUGUGAUGACUUCUGUUGGUUCUGCUUGGACGAGACGUGUUUGAAGAGACGUCCAGGCUGUGGGCUUGUCUCACCAUGAGGCCGGCCGGCUGCCUGCUCCUCACCGCCAUCUCCGCGCUGGCUGCCGCCACCUUCCCGGAUGACAGCGGACCCCUCAGCCACGCCUCGCCCGACUAUAUGAAGCAGUACACGGUCUUCACAGGACUCGGGCUUGGGGGGAGCGAGGAGCUGACGGAGAGACUGAGCAUUCAGCGGAUCCUCAGAGUCAACCGUACUCUCUUCAUCGGCAGCAGGGAUCAUCUGUACAGAGUGGACCUGGAUCUGCCUGUCAUGGACCAGAUGCUUUAUAACCAAAAACUAACGUGGAGAUCAAAUCAACACGACAUUGACAUCUGCAGGAUGAAAGGGCAAAGCCGAGGUACGUGUGCCGAGUGUCGGAACUUCGUCAAGGUGCUCCUGAGGAGGAAUAAGAACACUCUCUUCAUGUGCGGAACCAACGCUUUCAACCCAGUCUGCGCCAACUACUCAAUAGACACCAUGGAGCCUCUGGGGGACAGCAUCAGCGGGAUGGCCCGAUGUCCAUACGAUCCCAAACAAGCGAAUGUCGCCCUCUUCGCCGAUAAUAAGUUGUUCACAGGAACAGUCACCGAUUUCCUCGCCAUCGACGCCGUUAUUUACCGAAGCCUGGGCGAAAGCCCAACACUGAGGACAGUGAAGCACGACUCCAAGUGGUUCAGGGAACCGUAUUUCAUUCACGCCGUCGAGUACGGACACCACGUCUACUUCUUUUUCCGGGAAAUCGCCAUGGAAUUUAACUACCUAGAAAAGGUGGUCCUGUCCCGAGUUGCUCGCGUCUGCAAGAACGACAUGGGGGGCUCCCAGCGGGUCCUCGAGAAGCAGUGGACAUCCUUCCUGAAAGCCCGACUGAACUGCUCGGUGCCCGGAGAUUCCCACUUCUACUUCAACAUCCUGCAGGCCGUGACCGACAUUAUCCAGAUCAAUGGGCAUAGCAUCGUGCUGGCCAUCUUCUCUACCCCCUCCAACAGUAUUCCCGGCUCUGCCAUCUGUGCCUUCGACAUGGAGGAGAUCACCAGCGUCUUCACAAGGCAUUUCAAACAGCAGAAAUCCCCCGACUCCAUCUGGACACCGGUUCCCGAGGAGCUGGUACCAUCUCCCAGGCCCGGCUGCUGUGCAGGACCGGGGACAAAUUACAACUCGUCCAACGGGUUUUCCGAUGAGAUGCUAAACUUCGUGAAGACUCACCCCCUGAUGGAUGGCGCUGUGCCUUCACUCAGCCACAGGCCCUGGAUCAUAAAGACAACCAUAAGGGAUCGAUUGACUAAGAUUGUGGUGGACACAGAGGCCGGUCCCUUUAGGAAUCACACAGUGGUCUUCCUAGGCUCAGAAACUGGCACUAUCCUCAAGUUCCUCAUCAGACCCACAGCGAGCAUGAAUAUGGUGAAUCGGAGCCUGUUUAUCGAAGACUUUGAUGCCUACAACCCGGAAAUGUGUGACAGUGAUGGCCGGGAGAACAGAAAGAUCGUGGGGCUGGAGCUGGACAAGACCAGCGGGACUCUCCUCGUCGCCUUUUCCUCCUGCGUCAUGCGUGUAACAUACUCCCACUGCGAGCAACACGCCACAUGCAUGAAGAGCUGCAUUGGCACCCAGGACCCCUACUGCGGUUGGGUCGGAGACGGGACAUGUGCCUACUUGGAACCCGGAACCAGCCUGCCUUUUGAACAGGACGUGGAGUACGGAAACACCACCCAUCUGGGGGACUGCGAAGGCUUGUUCCACGAGAGCUUCGUCGAGGAACCGAAUGGCCUGGUGUCCGUCAACCUGCUGGUGGUGUCGGCCAUCGCCGCCUUCGUGAUCGGGGCGGUGGUCUCGGGCUUCAGCGUGUGCUGGUUCAUCGGCCACCGGGACAAAAAGGACACAGCGCGCAGGAAAGACAAGGAGACCAUCCUGGCUCACAGCGAGUCGGUGGUCAGUGUCAGCAAGCUGGGGGGCAUGGUGGAGCCGCGCAGGGCCGGGGGGCAGUCCGAGACCCUCCUGGCACCCCUGAUGCAGAACGGCUGGCCCAAGAACCAACUGAUCAGGACCAGCCAACACCACCUGGACUCUGCCGCUCUGCCCACGCCCGAGCAGACCCCUCUGCAGCAGAAACGCAGCGCGGCGGGGGGGAUGGUGGUGCUGGGUGGCCUGGACUGGGAGCAGAGCCUGAUCUCCUCCGCGGGCCUCAGGGGGGAGCAGCAGAUGGUGACGGGGCCUAUGAUCCUGGUGGAACCCGCGGCAAUGGCUGCCCAUCAUCACCACCUGGCCGGGAUCAGGGCAGUCCCCACCUCCCGCCAUUCCCCACAGUGGGAGCAGGACGACAACGAGCUGGUGAUGGAGAACCACUAUUACUCACACGGGGCGAGGGAGAACCUUGAGCACCCGCCCCCCAGCCGCCAUUACAGGUCCUCGCUGGGGGCCAACCCGGGCAGCGGCCACUCUUUUCUGGAAUAUUCCAUCGCGCCUCACGAUGACAGCUCCAAGCGGAGGAGAGGCGGCUCCACGCCGAUACUGGUUCACGAGGACUAUGUGGUGGAGGAUGAGUCCACCUGCUCCACGCAGUGGAAUUACGAGAAGGCCCCCGCACAGUUCCUGAGGAACCAGACUUUUCACAGAGGAGGAGGAGGAGGGGGGGAGAGGGAAAGGGAAAGCUCGGCGGGGCUCCACGCACAUCUCCAGGCCGAGCGACAGGGCUUCAACCCGAUAAAGAUGGCGGCAGUCGAACGGACACCUUUAGCGACAAAAUGA